Linum trigynum is the source of this 1913-nucleotide messenger RNA. Lineage: Eukaryota; Viridiplantae; Streptophyta; Magnoliopsida; Malpighiales; Linaceae. The record is from the annotation of a GenBank genome assembly.
ACUUUAUAUUUACAAAAUUAUUCCUUCGCAGAAAAAAUUAAACUAAUUUAUUACGCUUUUAAAAAAUAGAUGAAUAAUUGUGACUUUUUGAGGUAUGGUAACGACACUUUUGACUUUUGAGGAGGAGAAUAGGAAUUAGGAAGGGAAGAUUAAAAGUGGGGAUAACGACACUUCUCAUGCAUGGAGAGUCGCUAAAACCCUCCCCACCCACUCCCCUUUCAUCACUAUCAUUGGCCCUCUCCCUUAAUCACUAAGCUUAUCUAUAUUCCCUUUUCUCUUCUCUAUCUUUCCAUUUCCCUCCUUUUUCACAUAAAAACACAGAUCAUUACAUAUAUAUUUUUAAAUCAAAAUUUUCACUUAGGUUGGACUCUUUAGUCCUUUACUAGUGUUUUCUAGGCUGCCCAAAUAUAUUGUUCAUCUCCAAAAGAAACGUCAAAUUCAUCCCACUCAGGAACUCGGAAUACAUGGGAAACAUCUCUAGAGCCCUGAAAUGGGCCUGAUCCAAUGAUGGAUGCAUAUAAAUCAAGUAAGAAGAUUGCUAGCCCGAACUCCUAAUGAGCCUGCCCAGGCCGAUCCGAGUAUAGAACAAGCCCAACCCACUUCCAAUUACCAAAAUUUCCCCUCCUGUCGUCAGCAAUGACUACGCGCCCCCGGAUGCACGCGUCGUUUCCCGUCUCAAUGCUUAGCGCCCGGGCGGCUUCCUUUCCGCCUCCUCAGCCUCGUUGUUAAAAAGGGAAAAAGAAAAGGGAAAACAUUUUAAAAAUUCGGAAACCAAUCCGCGAAAGAAAAUAGAAAAGAACAUUCAAAGUUUUCAGGUCGGCAGGGGGCUGGCUGGAUUUCCUGGCUUACGCCCCAAGCCAGCUUCUCUUCAAUAUCAAAACUCUUAUAUAUAAACUCCCCUUUCCUUAGCACAGCUCUUCCCACAUCACCUGAUCCUGUAUUCUCCUCGAUUCUCCUUCAAGAAAUCUACGAACGAUAUAUCGCAGCAGUAGUUUCGAUCAAAUUGAACCGAUAAUGUCCGGAGGAACAGAAGCUUUCCCAGAUUUGGGCAGGCACUGCCAACACAAGGAAUGCAAUCAGCUCGACUUCCUGCCUUUCAAAUGCCAGGGCUGCCAACAGGUUUUCUGCUUGGAGCACAGAUCGUACAGGGCCCACGGGUGCCCUAAAGCCGACCACAACAGCCGCAAAGUCGUGGUCUGCGAAAUCUGCUCGACCUCCAUCGAGACUACAGGUCGUGGGGAGUUGGCCGAAAAGGCGUUGCUGGAGAGGCACGAGAAGUCGGGGCAAUGCGACCCCAGGAGGAAGAAGAAACCCACAUGUGGCGUGCGUCGGUGCAAGGAGAUACUGACCUUUUCCAAUACCUGCGUAUGCAAAACCUGCCAGAUGAAGGUUUGCUUGAGCCACAGGUUUCCAGCAGAUCAUCAGUGUAAGAAGGAUUCGGCUCCGGCUCCUGCUGCAGCCGCUGCAAAUGGUGUGAGCAGGUUCCUGCUUGCUUUUGCUUCGAGGAAUUCCAAGGAUUGUGCCAAGAACGAUAACCAACGAUCGUCAUCUUCUUCAAGUUCGAGGGCCCCGUCAAUAAGAUCGCAUUGAGAUAUUCUAGGGAUGGUAUGUGUUGAUACCUGAUUGUUUGUGGUCUUGCUGCUAGCCAGAGGUUUGCUAUGUUUUCUGUACAAAGGCAAACUUUUUACAAACCAAAGGACGAAUGAGAGACCGUAUGUUAAUCAUGAUUCUGUUAAUGCCAUGAUCACCUGCUAGAGUUUCCUAGAUCGCUAUGUACAUUUCGGAAUUGAUAUUUGUUUCGCUACAUGUCAAUCUUCACCCCCUUGUCAGUGGUCAUAUGAUCUACAAUCUCUCUACCGUCUAAAGGAAUCUGGUUAAUACAAGAACAACCUUAAAAAACAACUAAAUAAGGA